AUGGAUCACUCAUUCAGCGGGGCACCCCGAUUUCUGACCCGACCCAAGGCCUUCGUGGUGUCGGUGGGCAAGGACGCCACGCUGAGCUGCCAGAUCGUGGGCAACCCUACGCCGCACGUGAGCUGGGAGAAGGACCAGCAGCCCGUAGAGGCGGGCGCUCGCUUCCGCCUGGCCCAGGACGGCGACCUGUACCGUCUCACCAUCCUGGACCUGGCACUGGGCGACAGCGGGCAGUAUGUGUGCCGCGCGCGCAACGCCAUCGGUGAGGCCUUCGCGGCUGUCGGCCUGCAGGUGGACGCGGAGGCCGCUUGCGCCGAGCAGGCACCCCAUUUCCUUCUGCGGCCCACGUCCAUCCGCGUGCGCGAGGGCGCGGAGGCCACCUUCCGCUGCCGCGUGCGCGGCUCGCCGCCUAUGGCCGUGAGCUGGGCCAAGGACGGGCGGCGCUUAGGCGCGCCCGACGGCCCCCGAGUGCGCGUGGAGGCCAGCGGCGAGGCGAGCGCGCUGCGCAUCCAGGCCGCGCGGCCCCGCGACGGCGGCACCUACACGGUGCGCGCCGAGAACCCGCUGGGCGCCGCCAGCGCCGACGCCGCGCUCACCGUGGACGCGGAGGCAGACGCUGCGGGCCCUCCCGGGGCCUCCACAGCCGCGCUUCUGGCGCACCUGCAGCGGCGGCGCGAGGCGAUGCGCGCCGAGGGCGCCCCGGCCUCGCCACCCGGUUCCGGCACGCGCACCUGCACCGUGACUGAAGGCAAGCACGCGCGCCUCAGCUGCUACGUGACGGGUGAGCCUAAGCCCGAGACGGUAUGGAAGAAGGAUGGGCAGCUGGUGGUCGAGGGCCGGCGACACAUGGUGUACGAGGACGCUCAGGAGAACUUCGUGCUCAAGAUCCUCUUCUGCAAGCAGUCAGACCGGGGCCUCUACACCUGCACGGCAUCCAACCUGGUGGGCCAAACCUACAGCUCCGUGCUGGUCGUCGUGCGAGAGCCCGCGGUGCCCUUCAGGAAGCGGCUCCACGACCUGGAGGUGCCGGAGAAGGAGUCGGCCACGUUCCAGUGCGAGGUGGAGCUGCCGACCACCGAGGCCGCGUGGUACAAGGAGGAGACGCGGCUGUGGGCCAGCGCCAAGUACGGCAUCGAGGAGGCGGGCACCGAGCGCCGGCUGACCGUGCGCAACGUCUCGGCCGACGACGACGCUGUCUACAUCUGCGAGACUGCGGAGGGCAGCCGCACGGUGGCGGAGCUCGCGGUGCAAGGAAACCUCAUCCGGAGGCUCCCAAGGAAGACCGCGGUGCGAGUGGGGGACACGGCCAUGUUCUGUGUGGAGCUGGCCAGGCCGGAGGACUCCGUCCACUGGCUGAGGAACCAGGAGGAGGUGGUGGCUGGGGGCCGCGUGGCCAUCACCACAGAAGGCACGUGCCACACGCUGACCAUCUCCAAGUGCAGCCUGGAGGACAUGGGCGAGGUGACCUUCAUGGCUGGGGACUGCCGGACAUCCACGCAGUUCUUUGUGUCUGCCCCUAGGAAGCCGCCCCUGCAUGCCCCUGAGGCCCCUGAGGUAAAGGCCAGGACAGAGUGCUCCGUGACCCUCGGCUGGUCCCCACCACCCCACGGGGACCGCCCUGUCGCCGUUGAUGGUUAUCUGGUGGAAAAGAAGCGGCUUGGCGCCUACACCUGGAGCCGGUGCCAUGAGGCCAAGUGGGUGGAUGUGCAUGAGCUGACCGUGGCUGGCGUAUCCGAGGAGGGGGAUUUCCAGUUCCGGGUGUCAGCUGUGAACAGCUUUGGCCACAGUCCCUACCUUGAGUUCCCAGGGACUGUCCACCUGGCCCCCCAGCUGGCUGUGAGGAUGCCUUUGAAGGCAGUGGAGGCCGUGGAGGGUGGCGAGGUGACCUUCUCCGUGGACCUCACUUUGGCCUCGGUGGGCGAGUGGUUCCUGGACGGGCGGGCCCUGAAGGCCAGCAGCGUGUACGAGAUCCGUCACGAGGGCACACGGCAUGCCCUCACCAUCCGCUCCGUGUCCACCAGCCUGCAUGGCGCAGAGCUCAAGUUUGUGGCCAACGGCAUCGAGAGCAGCACCCGCAUGGAGGUCCGAGCGGCCCCAGGACUGACCACCAAGCGUCCAGUGGCAGCUGUGAGAGAAGUGCUGGCCUGGCUGCAUGAGGAGGCGCAGCUCCUGGCCGAGCUGUCGGACCAGGCUGCAGCAGUGACGUGGCUGAAGGAUGGCCACGCGCUGCCACCAGGCCCCAAGUACGAGGUGCAGGCGAUGGCCGGGCAGUGGGCCCUGCUGGUGCGGGAUGUGGUGCGAGACGAUGCUGGCCUCUACGAGUGUGUCAGCCAUGGGGGCCGCGUCGCCUACCAGCUCCUGGUGCAAGGGCUCACUGCCUUUCUGCACAAGGACACAGCUGGUGGCUGUGUGGAUGCCGUGGCUGGAGGCCCAGCCCACUUUGAAUGUGAGACCUCUGAGGCCCACGUGCGCGUGCGCUGGUACAAGGAUGGCACGGAGCUCAGUCGCUCCAGCCAGCGCUUCUUGCAGGAGGACGUGGGCACGCGGCACCGGCUGGUGGCAGCCUCGGUCAGCAGGCAGGAUGAGGGUACCUACUCAUGCCGCGUGGGUGAGGACUCCGUGGACUUCCAGCUGCGUGUCUCUGAGCCCUCUGUGGUGUUUGCCAAGGAGCAGCCAGCACGCAGUGAGGUGCAGGCCAUGGCGGGGGCCAGCACCACCCUGAGCUGUGAGGUGGCCCAGGCCCAGACAGAGGUGACGUGGUACAAGGAGGGGAAGAAGCUGAGUGCGAGCUCCAAAGUGCACGUGGAGGCCAAGGGCUGCAGCAGGUGGCUGGUGCUGCCGCAGGUGGGCAAGGCGGACGCUGGCGAGUACCGCUGUGAGGCCGGGGGCCAGAAGGUGUCCUUCCGCCUGGACGUGGCAGAGCCCUCUGUGGUGUUUGCCAAGGAGCAGCCAGCACGCAGUGAGGUGCAGGCCACGGCGGGGGCCAGCGCCAGCCUGAGCUGUGAGGUGGCCCAGGCCCAGACAGAGGUGACGUGGUACAAGGAUGGGAAGAAGCUGAGUGCGAGCUCCAAAGUGCACAUGGAGGCCAAGGGCUGCAGCAGGCGGCUGGUGCUGCCGCAGGUGGGCAAGGCGGACGCUGGCGAGUACCGCUGUGAGGCCGGGGGCCAGAAGGUGUCCUUCCGCCUGGACGUCGCAGAGCCCUCUGUGGUGUUUGCCAAGGAGCAGCCAGCACGCAGUGAGGUGCAGGCCACGGCGGGGGCCAGCGCCAGCCUGAGCUGUGAGGUGGCCCAGGCCCAGACAGAGGUGACGUGGUACAAGGAUGGGAAGAAGCUGAGUGCGAGCUCCAAAGUGCACGUGGAGGCCAAGGGCUGCAGCAGGCGGCUGGUGGUGCCGCAGGUGGUUAAGGCGGACGCGGGCGAGUACCGCUGUGAGGCCGGGGGCCGGAAGGUGUCCUUCCGCCUGGAUGUGGCAGAGCCGGAGCCUGAACCCCCCACCCUGGAGAGACCUGGCCGCAGGGAGCCUCUGGUGGUCAGGGAGCAUGAGGACAUUGUCCUGACUGCCACGCGGGCUACACCCUCUGUGGCCGCGGUGACGUGGCUCAAGGAUGGUGUUGAGAUUCGCCGAAGCAAGCGACACGAAACGUCCAGUCUAGGGGACACCCACACCCUGACCAUCCACAGCGCGCAAACCCUGGACAGCGCGGUCUACAGCUGCCGUGUGGGCGCAGAGGUGCAGGAUUUCCCCGUGCAGGUGGAAGAGGUGGCCGCCAAGUUCUGCCGGCCCCUGGAGCCCGUGAGCGGGGAGCUGGGCAGUGCAGUGACGCUGGUUUGCGAGCUGAGCCCGCCCCAGGCCGAGGUCGUGUGGCGCUGCGGGAGCACGCAGCUCCGGGCUGGCAAACGCUUCCAGAUUGAAGCCGCGGGGCCCCGGCGCUCGCUCACUGUGUCAGGCCUGCGGCUGGAGGAUGCAGGGGAGUAUGCGUGUGAGACACGUGACGACCGCACCAGCGCGCAGCUGACCGUCAGCAUCCCCCGCACGGUCAAGUUCACAGCUGCGUUGAGCGCCGUCGUGGCGGAGGAAGGACACGAGGCCACCUUCCAGUGCGUGGUGUCCCCCGGUGAUGCGGCAGUCACAUGGUUCCGGGAUGGUGCCUUGCUGCAGCCCAGCGAGAAGUUUCUCAUAGCGCAGAGUGGCGCCGGCCACAGCCUGACUAUCUCCGGCCUGACCCUGGAGGAUGCUGGCGAGAUCACUGCAGAGGCUGAGGGUGUCAAAUCCUCGGCUGUUCUUCGGGUGCGAGAGGCUCCGGUGCUGUUCAGAAAGAAGCUGGAACCCCAGACGGUGGAAGAGCGGAGCUCAGUGACCAUGGAAGUGGAGCUGACACGGCCGUGGCCUGAGGUCAAGUGGACACGGAAUGCAGUAGUCCUGGUGCCAGGCAAGAACGUGGAGAUUCACGCGGAGAGCACCAGUCACCGCUUGGUUCUGCGCUGCGUGGGUUUCUCGGACCGUGGCUUCUACGGGUGUGAGACUCCGGACGACAAGACACAGGCCAAGCUCACCGUGGAAAUGCGCCAGGUCCAGCUGGUGCGGGGCCUGCAGGCCAUGGAGGCUUGGGAGCAGGGUGCCGUCAGCAUGGAGGUGAAGCUGUCACAUGACCACGUGGAGGGCAGCUGGACGCGUGAUGGCCUGCGGCUGCAGCCAGGGCCCACCUGCCAGCUAGCUGUGCAUGGCCCCAUUCACACCCUCACACUGUUGGAGCUGCGGCCGCAGGACGGCGGCCUCAUCGCCUUCAAAGCCGAGGGGGUGCACACGUCUGCGCGGCUCAUGGUCACCGAACUGCCUGUGAGGUUCAGCCGCCCCCUGCAGGACAUGGUGGCCACAGAGAAGGACAAGGUGACCCUGGAAUGUGAGCUGUCGCGCCCCAACGUGGAUGUGCGCUGGCUGAAGGAUGGUGUGGAGCUGCGGGUGGGCAAGACAGUGGGCAUGGUGGCCCAGGGUGCGUGUCGGAGUCUCAUCAUUUACCGGUGUGAGCUCGGGGACCAGGGCGUGUACGUGUGUGAUGCCCACGACGCUCAGAGCUCAGCCUCCCUGAAGGUGCAAGGAAGGAAAUACACUCUCCUCUACCGGAGGGUCCUGGCAGAAGAUGCAGGGGAGAUCAGAUUUGUUGCCGAAAGCGCAGAAUCGCGAGCGGAGCUCCGAGUGAAAGAGCUGCCGGUGGCCAUCCUGCGCCCGCUGCGGGACAAGAUAGCCAUGGAGAAGCACCGCAGUGUGCUGGAGUGCCAGAUGUCUCGCGCCAGCGCGCAGGUGCAGUGGUUCAAGGGCAGCGUGGAACUACAGCCCGGGCCCAAGUAUGAGAUGGUCAGUGACGGCCUCUACCGGAAGCUCAUCAUCAAGGAUGUGCAGCCCGAGGACGAGGACACCUACACCUGCGAUGCCGGGGACGUGAAGACCAGCGCCCAGUUCUUCGUGGAAGAGCAAUCCAUCAACAUCGUGCGCGGCCUGCAGGACGUCACGGUGAUGGAGCCCGCCCCCGCCUGGUUCGAGUGUGAGACCUCCAUUCCGUCGGUGCGGCCGCCCAAGUGGCUCCUGGGAAAGACGGUGCUGCAGGCCGGGGCCGACGUGGGCAUGGAGCAGGAAGGCACGGUGCACCGCCUGACGCUGCGCCGCACCUGCUCCACCAUGACGGCGCCCGUGCACUUCACCAUCGGCAAGUCGCGCUCCACCGCGCGCCUGGUGGUUUCAGACAUCCCCAUGGUGCUCACGCGGCCGCUGGAGCCCAAGGCGGGGCGCGAGCAGCAGUCGGUGGUCCUGUCCUGCGACUUCAGGCCAUCCCCCAAGGCCGUGCAGUGGUACAAGGAGGACACGCCGCUGGCGCCCUCUGAGAAGUUCAAGAUGAGGCUGGAGGGUCACAUGGCGGAGCUGCGCAUCCUCCGCCUCACGCCCGCCGAUGCGGGCGUCUACCGGUGCCAGGCCGGCAGCGCCCACAGCAGCGCGGCGGUCACCGUGGAAGCGCGCGAGGUCACAGUGACGCAGCCGAUGCAGGACGCAGAAGUGACGGAGGAGGGCCGGGCCUGUUUCUCGUGCGAGCUGUCCCAUGAGGACGAGGAGGUGGAGUGGUCGCUCAACGGCACGCCUCUGUACAACGACAGCUUCCAUGAGAUCGCCCACGAGGGCCGGCGCCACACGCUGGUGCUGAAGCGGGUUCGGAGGGCGGACGCGGGCACCGUGCACGCCCGCUCCCCCAAGGUGUCGGCCACUGCCCGCCUGGAGGUCAAAGCCAAGCCGGUGGUGUUCCUGAAGGCUCUGGAUGAUGUGUCCGCGGAGGAGCGGGGCACGCUGGCCCUGCAGUGCGAGGUGUCGGACCCCCAGGCCCGCGUGGUGUGGCGAAAGGAUGGCGUGGAGCUGGGCCCCAGCGACAAGUUCGACUUCCUGCACACGGCGGGCACGCGCGGGCUCGUGGUGCAUGACCUGAGUCGGGACGACACCGGCCUCUAUACUUGCAGCGUGGGCUCCGAGGAGACCCGCGCCAGAGUCAGCGUGCACGACCUGCACGUGGGCAUCACCAAGAGGCUGAAGACGGUGGAGGUACUGGAGGGCCAGAGCUGCAGCUUUGAGUGUGUCCUGUCCCACGAGAGCACCGGCGACGUGGCCACAUGGACAGUGGGUGGGAAGACAGCGGGUGGCUCAGGCCGCUUCCGGGCCACGCGCCAGGGCCGCAAGUACACCCUGGCUGUCCAGGAUGCUGCUCCUACCGACGCCGGGGAGGUGGUGUUCUCCGUGCGGGACCUCACCUCCAAGGCCUUCCUCGUUGUCCGAGAGAGGCCAGCGCAUAUCACGAAGCCUCUGGAAGGCCAGCAGGCCGCUGCGGGCGAGGAUGUGGUGCUGAGCUGCGAGCUGUCUCGGGCCGGCGCCCCGGUGCGCUGGCUGAGGGCUGGGAAAGCCAUUCACGAGAGUCAGAAGUAUGACCUGGUCACAGAGGGCACUCGGGCCAUGCUGGUGGUCCGUGCGGUCUCACCCAAGGACUCAGGCGAAUACACGUGUGAGACAGAGGCUUCCAAGAGCACAGCAAGCCUCCUUGUGGAAGAAAAGGCAAACCGGUUCACAGAGGAGCUGGCCGACCUGCAGGCGGAGGAGAAGGGCACGGCCGUGUUCGUGUGCAAGACAGAGCGUCCUGCAGCCACGGUGACCUGGCGUAAGGGCCUCACGGAGCUGCAUGCCUCAGGGAAGUACACACCCAGCCAGGAGGGCCUGACCUUGAAGCUCACCAUCCGUGCCCUGGACAAGGCAGACACUGACACGUACACCUGUGACAUUGGCCAGGCCCGUUCGCAGGCCCGGCUCCUGGUGCAAGGCCAGAGAGUGCUCAUCACGGAGGGUCUGGAGGACGUGGAGGUGCGCGAGGGCUGCUCAGCCACCUUCUCCUGCCGCAUCUGCCCUGCUGACUACGGGCCGGUGCACUGGUUCUUGGACAAGACGCCCCUGCACCCCAACGAGCUCAAUGAGAUUGAGGUUCAGCCAGGUGGUUACCACGUGCUCACCCUGCGGCAGCUUGCUCUCAAGGACUCAGGCACCGUCCAUUUCGAGGCAGGGGACCAGCGGGCCUCGGCUACCCUGUGGGUCACAGAAAAGCCAAGCGUCUUCUCCCGCGAGCUCACAGACGCUACCGUCACAGAGGGGGAGGAUCUGACCCUGGUCUGUGAGACCACCGCCCUGGACAGCCCCGUGUGCUGGACCAAGGACGGGAAGGCCCUGUGGCCAUCAGUCCGUUGCCAGCUGAGCCAGGAGGGCCACCGGGCCCAGCUGGUCAUUACCAGCGCCUCCUUGCAGGACGGCGGGCGCUACAGGUGUGAGUCCAGGGGCUCCUGGAGCAGCUCCAUUGUCAGGGUCCACGCACGGCCAGCACGCUUCCAGGAGGGACUGAAGGACCUGGAGGUGCUGGAGGGCGGGGCUGCCACUCUGCGAUGCACGCUGUCCUCUGUGGUCACACCCGUGGAGUGGCGCCGUGGAGAUGAGGUUUUGCGACCCGGAGGCAAAUACAGAUUGUGUCAGGAGGGCACUGUGCUGGAGCUGGUGGUCCGGGACCUGCGGCCCCAGGACAGUGGGCAGUACUCCUGCUGCUUCGGGGACCAGAUGACCUUUGCCACACUCACUGUGAGGGCCCUGCCUGCUGAGUUCAUAGGGAGACUGCGAAGCAAGGAGGCCACAGAAGGGGCCACGGCCACACUACGCUGUGAGCUGAGCAAGGAGGCCCCUGUGGAGUGGAGGAAGGGCUCUGAGACUCUCAGAGCUGGGGACAGAGUCAGCCUGAGGCAGGAUGGGACCGUGUGUCAGCUGGAGAUCCGUGGCCUGGCCGUGGCGGAUGCCGGGGAGUACUGUUGCAUGUGUGGGAAGGAGAGGACGUCGGCCACACUGACCGUCAGGGCCCUGCCUGCCAAGUUCACCAAGGGCCUGAGGAAGGAAGAGGCCACGGAAGGGGCCACGGCCACGCUGCACUGUGAGCUGAGCAAGGAGGCCCCUGUGGAGUGGAAGAAGGGAUCUGAGACCCUCAGAGCUGGGGACAGAGUCAGCCUGAGGCAGGAUGGGACCGUGUGUGAGCUGGAGAUCCAUGGCCUGGGCGUGGCGGAUGCCGGGGAGUAUUCGUGUGUGUGCGGGCAGGAGAGGACGUCGGCCACACUGACCGUCAGGGCCCUUCCUGCCAAGUUCACCGAGGGCCUGAGGAAGGAAGAGGCCACGGAAGGGGCCACGGCCACGCUGCACUGUGAGCUGAGCAAGGCGGCCCCUGUGGAGUGGAAGAAGGGAUCUGAGACCCUCAGAGCUGGGGACAGAGUCAGCCUGAGGCAGGAUGGGACCGUGUGUGAGCUGGAGAUCCGUGGCCUGGCCGUGGCGGAUGCUGGGGAGUAUUCGUGUAUGUGCGGGCAGGAGAGGACAUCGGCCAUGCUGACCGUCAGGGCCCUGCCUGCCAAGUUCACCAAGGGCCUGAGGAAGGAAGAGGCCACGGAAGGGGCCACGGCCACGCUGCACUGUGAGCUGAGCAAGGAGGCCCCUGUGGAGUGGAGGAAGGGAUCUGAGACCCUCAGAGCUGGGGACAGAGUCAGCCUGAGGCAGGAUGGGACCGUGUGUGAGCUGGAGAUCCGUGGCCUGGGCGUGGCGGAUGCCGGGGAGUACUCGUGCAUGUGUGGGAAGGAGAGGACGUCGGCCACACUGACCGUCAGGGCCCUGCCUGCCAAGUUCACCAAGGGCCUGAGGAAGGAAGAGGCCACGGAAGGGGCCACGGCCACGCUGCACUGUGAGCUGAGCAAGGAGGCCCCUGUGGAGUGGAGGAAGGGAUCUGAGACCCUCAGAGCUGGGGACAGAGUCAGCCUGAGGCAGGAUGGGACCGUGUGUGAGCUGGAGAUCCGUGGCCUGGGUUUGUGUCUUCUCUGUGAUGUUCGUGUCCUGUCCAUGUGGUCAGGGACCGUGAUUGUGUCUGUGUCUCUCUGACCCUCCCCAGCCCUGCCCGCCAAGUUCACCGAGGGCCUGAGGAAGGAAGAGGCCACGGAAGGGGCCACGGCCACGCUGCACUGUGAGCUGAGCAAGGAGGCCCCUGUGGAGUGGAGGAAGGGAUCUGAGACCCUCAGAGCUGGGGACAGAGUCAGCCUGAGGCAGGAUGGGACCGUGUGUGAGCUGGAGAUCCGUGGCCUGGCCGUGGCGGAUGCUGGGGAGUAUUCGUGUAUGUGCGGGCAGGAGAGGACAUCGGCCAUGCUGACCGUCAGGGCCCUGCCCGCCAAGUUCACCGAGGGCCUGAGGAAGGAAGAGGCCACGGAAGGGGCCACGGCCACGCUGCACUGUGAGCUGAGCAAGCCGGCCCCUGUGGAGUGGAAGAAGGGGCCUGAGACCCUCAGAGCUGGGGACAGAGUCAGCCUGAGGCAGGAUGGGACCGUGUGUGAGCUGGAGAUCCGUGGCCUGGCCGUGGCAGAUGCUGGGGAGUAUUCGUGUGUGUGCGGGCAGGAGAGGACAUCGGCCACGCUGACCGUCAGGGCCACACAGGUGGUGUUCAGGGAGCCACUGCAGAGCCUGCAGGCUGAGGAGGGUUCCUCAGUGACCCUGCGGUGUGAGCUGUCCCAGCCCGAUGCCACCGUGGUCUGGAGCAAGGGCGGCCUGGUGUUGCAGGCCGAUGGGCGCAGGGAGCCUCGGCAGCGGGGCUCCACGGUGGAGCUUGUCCUGCGGGACCUGUGCCGGGAGGACUCGGGAGAAUACACAUGUGCCUGUGGACCCCGGGCCACCCGCGCCACCCUCACCAUUACAGCUGCACCUGCACGGUUCCUCAGGGAGCUGCAGGCCCAGGAGGUGGACGAGGGUGCCACGGCGCACCUUCAUUGCGAGCUGAGCCGGGAGGGCGCCAGCGUGGAGUGGUACAAGGGCUCCCUGCAGCUCUUCCCUUGUGCCAAGUACCAGAUGGUGCAGGAGGGAAGGACCGCCGAGCUGCUGGUUCGUGACGCACAGCAGGAGGACGCCGGCCGCUACACCUGUGACACGGGCCACACGCAGAGCGCUGCCAGCCUCUCUGUCCGAGCCCCCAGGCCCACAUUCCAGGAGGAGCUGCGGAGCAUGGAGCAGGAGGUGGGCGGUGUGGCCCGGCUUUGCUGCCGGCUGAGCGAGGCAGAGACCGGUGUCCCAGUGCAGUGGCUCAAGGAGGGUGUGGAGCUGCACGGGAGCCCCAAAUACGAGAUAAGGUGCCUGGGGACCACACGUGAGCUGCUGAUCCACGGCCUGGAGGCCAAGGACACGGGCGAGUAUGUCUGCAUGGCUGGUGGUCAGAAAACCGUGGCCUCUGUCAUGGUCAAAGAGCCGGAGGUGACCAUUGUGCGGGGGCUGGUGGAUGCUGAGGCGCAGGUCGACAGGGACGUGGAGUUCACUUGUGAGGUGUCACGGGACGGGGUCGCGGAUGUGGAGUGGCGCCUCCAGGGCCUGCCCCUGCAGAGCAAUGAGGUGACGGAGGUGUCCGUGCGGGGUGGCCGCACCCACACGCUCCGGCUGAAGGGCGUGACACCCGAGGAUGCAGGCACCGUCUCCUUCCACGUGGGCAUCCACACGUCCUCUGCACAGCUCACUGUCCAAGUCCCUGAGGUGACCAUUGUGGAGCCCCUGCAGGACCUGCAGCUCAGCGAGGGCCAGGACGCCCAUUUCUGGUGCCAGCUGUCCAGGGCCUCUGGCCAGGGCGCCCGCUGGACCCUGGGAGGGGUGCCCCUGCAGGCCAAUGAGAUGAAUGACAUCACUGUGGAGCAUGGCACGCUCCACCUCCUCACCCUGCGCAAGGUGACCCUGGAGGAUGCUGGAACCAUCAGUUUCCAAGUGGGCUCAUGCAGCUCGGAGGCCCAGUUAAAGGUCACAGCCAAGAACAGCGUGGUGCGCGGCUUGGAGAACGUGGACGCCGUGGAAGGCGGCGAGGCGCUGUUUGAGUGCUGGCUGUCGCACCCCGAGGUGGCCGACCACACCUGGCUGCGGGACGACGAGCCCGUGCACACCUCCGAGAACGCGGAGGUGGUGUACUUGGAGAAUGGCCUGCGGCACCUGCUUCUACUUAAGAACCUGCGGCUGCAGGACACCUGCCGGGUGACCUUCCUGGCGGGGGGUGUGGUGACAUCCGCGUUCCUCACAGUCAGAGGCUGGCGCCUGGACGUGCUGGAGCCACCGCAGGACGCCACGGUGCGAGCCGGUGGGCGGGCCAGCUUUGGCUGCACGCUCAGCGAGGCGGUGCCGGUAGGCGAGGCAACCUGGUACAUCAAUGGGGCCGCUGUGCAGCCGGACGACCCCGACUGGAUGGUCACCGCGGAUGGCAGCCACCACACCUUGCUGCUGCGCGCUGCCCAGCCGCACCACGCUGGCGAGGUCACCUUCGCCGCCCGCGAUGCCGUGGCCUCCGCGCAGCUCACCGUGUUGGGCCUCCCGGACCCCCCAGAGGAUGCUGAGGUGGUGGCACGAAGCGGCCGCUCCGUGACACUGUCCUGGGUGGCCCCUGCAAGUGACGGCGGUGGCGGUCUCUGCGGCUAUCGGGUGGAGUUGAAGGCGGCCGCCACGGGUGAGUGGCGGCUGUGCCACGAACUGGUGCCUGGGCCCGAGUGCGUGGUGGACGGCCUGGCCCCCGGAGAGACGUACCGCUUCCGCGUGGCGGCUGUAGGCCCAGCGGGGGCCGGGGAGCCGGUGCACCUGCCGCAGACAGUGAGGCUCGCUCCCGCGCCCCCGGCUCCCACCCCUCCCCCUCCUGCUCCCGCGACCCCCGCUCCCGCGACCCCAGCUCCCGAGAGCCGGCAGGUGGCUGCCGGUGAGGACGUGUGUCUGGAGUGCGAGGUGGCCGAGGCGGGCGAGGUCGUCUGGCUGAAGGGCACGGAGCUCAUCCAACCGAGCGGGCGCUUCCAGGUUCUCUGCCGGGCUGAGCGGCAGACGCUGGUCAUCCGGGGCUUCUCCGAGGAGGACCAGGGCGAGUACCACUGCCGCCACGCCCAGGACCCCAUCUCCUCUGCAGCUGCCUCCUUCCAGGUGGUGCUGACCCCAGGAUCUGGGGAUGAGGCCCCUGCGCAGCCCAGCCUCCCCCCUGAGGCAGCCCAGGAGGGUGACCUGCACCUGCUGUGGGAGGCCCUGGCCCGGAAGCGCCGCAUGAGCCGUGAGCCCACGCUGGACUCCAUCAGUGAGCUCCCCGAGGAGGACGGUCGCUCGCAGCACCUGCAGCAUGAGCCAGAGGAAGCAGCCCGUGACCUCUCUGAGGACUACUCCACAGCUGAUGAGCUGGCACGUUCCGGCGAGGCUGACCUCUCACACACCAGCUCUGAUGACGAGUCCCGGGCAGGCACUCCUUCCCUGGUUACCUACCUCAAGAAGGCUGGGCGGCCCAGCACCUCACCACUGGUCAGCAAGGUUGGGGUUCCCACAGUCCCACCUGGGAAGCCACAGAAGCAUCAGGAGCAGCCAGCUGCUGUUUGCCCACCACCGGGAGAUUUGAGUGACCCGUCCAUGGACAAGGCAGCCGUGAAGAUCCAGGCUGCCUUCAAGGGCUACAAGGUCCGCAAGGAGAUGAAGCAGCAGGAGGGACCUGUGUUCUCCCGCACGUUUGGGGAUACAGAGGCACAGGUGGGGGAUGUCCUGCGUCUGGAGUGUGUGGUGUCCAGCAAGGUGGAUGUGCGUGCUCGCUGGCUGAAGGAUGGCGUGGAGCUGACAGAUGGCCGGCACCACCACAUUGACCAGCUCGCAGAUGGCACCUGCUCCCUGCUGGUCACGGGCCUGGGCCGGGCCGACGCCGGCCACUACACCUGUCAGGUGAGCAGCAAGUUUGGCCACGUGGCCCACAGCGCUUGUGUGGUGGUCAGCGGGACCGAAAGCGAGGCAGAGAGCUCCUCGGGGGGAGAGCUGGACGACGGCUUUCGCCGGGCGGCCCGGAGGCUGCACCGCCUCUUCUGCACCAAGAGCCCGGCUGAGGUUUCAGAGGAAGAGAUCUUCCUCAGUGCAGAUGAGGGCUCAGCACAGCCCGAGGAUCCUGGGGACUGGCAGACGUACCACGAAGAUGAGCACUUCGUCUACAUCCGCUUCGAGUCACUUGCCGAGUCCCACCGUGCGGCCACCUGCUUCCGGGAGAUGUUUGGCACCAUGGGCAUCGGGGUGGACAUCAGCCUGUUGGAGCAGGGGCCCCGGGGGGUGGAGAUGCGCAUUAGCAAGAUGGGUCCCGCCCCUGCCACGCCUCAGGAGAUGGUGCCCCGCCCACAGACUGCAGAGGCUGCCCCCGUGUUCCUGACUGGGCUGCAGGAUCAGGAGGUGCUGGACGGCUACCCCGUGAGCUUCGACUGCGUGGUGACAGGCCAGCCCGUGCCCACCGUGUGCUGGUUCAAGGAUGGAAGGAUGCUGGAGGAGGAUGACCACUACAUGAUCAGUGAGGACCAGCAGGGCGGCCACCAGCUCAUCAUCACAGCCGUGGUGCCGGCAGACAUGGGCGUCUACCGCUGCAUGGCUGAGAACAGUGUCGGCGUGUCCUCUACGAAGGCAGAGCUCCGUGUAGACCUGACCAGCACAGACUACGAAACUGCAGCUGAUGCCACGGAGACCUCCUCCUACUUCAGCGCCCAGGGCUACCUGUCCAGCCGGGAGCAAGAGGGCAUGGAAUCUACCUCAGAGGAGGGUCAGCUGCCCCAGGUGGUGGAGGAGCUGAAGGACCUCCAGGUGGCCCCCGGCACACGGCUGGCCAAAUUCCAGCUCAAGGUGAAAGGCUACCCUACACCCCGACUGUACUGGUUCAAAGACGGGCAGCCUCUGACGGCUUCUGAGCACAUCCGCAUGGUUGACAGGAAGACACUUCACACCCUGGAGGUCUUGUCAGUCACCAGUGAGGACGCUGGCCAGUACUCAGCCUACAUCAGCAACACCACGGGCGCCGCCUACUCGUCCGCUAGGCUGCUGGUCCGGGGCCCCAAAGAUCCUGAAGAGAAGCCAGCCCCAGAUGCACACCAACAGCUGGUGCCACCCCGAUUCCUGGAAAGAUUCGCUUCCAAGAAGGUGAACAAAGGCUCCAGCAUCACCUUCUCAGUGAAGGUGGAAGGCUGCCCGGCCCCAGCUGUGCACUGGCUGCAGGAGGAGGCCGAGCGGGGUGUGCUGUGGAUCGGUCCUGACACACCGGGCUACACGGUGGCCAGGUCUGCCCAGCGACACAGUCUGGUCCUGCUGGACGUGGGCCGGCAGCAUCAGGGCACCUACAUCUGCAUCGCCACCAGCGCGGCCGGCCAGGCCCUCUGCUCCGCCAGCCUGCACGUCUCUGGCUUGCCCGAGGAGGUGGGGGCGGCGGACGAGCGUGCUGGGGGGAAGGAGGUCCUCAUCUCCAGCUUCCUGCAGGGGACACCGCUCCCCUUUAGGACCCAAGCUGUGUCCGCGCAGAUGUCGGAGCCUGUGGGGUUCGCUGAUCUUGCCGGGCAGAGGAAAGCAGAGCCCACGGUGGUGGAGGCCCGUGGCCACCUGUCGCUGGCCGAGGUGGGCACAGAGGAGUUCCUGCAGAAGCUCACGUCCCAGAUCACCGAGAUCGUGUCGGCCAAGAUCACACAGGCCAAGCUGCAGGUGCCUGGAGGUGACAGCGAUGAGGAAUCCAAGACGCCCUCCGCAUCCCCCUGGCACGGCCGUUCCCGUCCCUCCUCCAGCGUCCAGGAGUCGUCCUCGGAGUCGGAGGAUGGGGACUCCCGAGGCGAGAUCUUCGAUAUCUACGUGGUCACUGCUGACUACCUGCCCCUGGGGGCCGAACAGGACGCCAUCUUGCUGCGGGAGGGCCAGUACGUGGAGGUGUUGGACUCGGCCCACCCACUGCGCUGGCUUGUGCGCACCAAGCCCACCAAGUCCAGCCCCUCGAGGCAAGGCUGGGUGUCCCCUGCCUACCUGGACAAGCGGCUCAAGCUGUCACCCGAGUGGGGGCCCACGGAGGCCCCCGAGUUCCCGGGGGAGGCCGUGUCUGAGGAUGAAUACAAGACAAGGCUGAGCUCCAUCAUCCAGGAGCUGCUGAGCUCCGAGCAGGCCUUUGUGGGCAAGCUGCAGUUCCUGCAGGACCACCACAUUCAGCACCUGGAGCGAUGCCCCCACGUGCCCACGGCCGUGGCCAGCCAGAAGGCAGUCAUCUUCCGCAACGUGCAGGACAUCAGUCAUUUCCACAGCAGCUUCCAGCGGGAGCUGCAGAACUGUGACACAGAUGACGAUGUGGCCAUGUGCUUCAUCAAGAACCAGGAGGACUUUGAGAAGUACCUGGAGUUUCUGGUGGGCCGCGUGCAGGCCGAGUCCGCGGUGGUCAGCACGGCUGUGCAGGACUUCUACAAGAAAUACACGGAGGAGGUGCUGUCCGCAGCGGACCCAUCGCAGCCGCCCCCACCACCCCUGCAGCACUUCCUGGAGCGGCCAGUGCAGCGCGUCCAGCAGUACCAGGCCCUGCUCAAGGAGCUGAUCCGCAACAAGGCGAGGAACGGGCAGAACUGUGCACUGCUGGAGCAGGCCUACGCGCUCGUGUCGGCCCUGCCGCAGCGCGCCGAGAACCAGCUGCACGUGUCACUCAUGGAGAACUACCCGGGCACCCUGGAGGCCCUGGGCGAGCCCAUCCGCCAGGGCCACUUCAUCGUGUGGGAGGGGGCGCCGGGCGCGCGGAUGCCCUGGAAGGGCCACCACCGCCACGUCUUCCUGUUCCACCACCACCUGGUUGUCUGCAAGACCAGAAGGGAUUCCCGCACCGACACCUUCAGUUACGUCUUCCGGAACAUGAUGAAGCUGAGCAGCAUCGACCUGAACGACCAGGUGGAGGGUGACGACCGUGCCUUCGAGAUCUGGCACGAGCGGGAGGACUCGGUGCGCAAGUACCUGCUGCAGGCGCGCACGGUCAUCACCAAGAACUCAUGGGUGAAGGAGAUCUGCAGCAUCCAGCAGCGCCUGGCCCUGCCCGUGUGGCAUCCCCCAGAUUUCGAAGAGGAGCUGGCGGACUGCACAGCAGAGCUGGGCGAGACCGUGAAGCUGGCCUGCCGUGUGACGGGCACCCCCAAGCCCGUUGUCAGCUGGUACAAAGAUGGGAAGCUAGUGGAGGUGGAUCCGCACCACAUCCUCAUUGAAGACCCCGAUGGCUCGUGUGCCCUCAUCCUGGACAACCUGACUGGCGUGGACUCUGGCCAGUACAUGUGCUUUGCGGCCAGUGCCGCCGGCAAUGCCAGCACGUUGGGCAAGAUCCUGGUGCAAGUACCCCCACGAUUUGUGAAAAAGGUCCGGGCAGUUCCUUUUGUGGAGGGAGAGGAUGCGCAAGUCACCUGCACAAUUGAAGGUGCCCCACACCCUCAGAUCAGGUGGUACAAGGAUGGGGCCCUGAUAACGCCCAGCAGCAAGUACCGAACCCUGAGUGAGCCCCGCAGUGGUCUGAUGGUGCUGGAGAUCCUGACAGCCAGCAAGGAUGACCUGGGCCAUUAUGAGUGCGAGUUGGUGAACCGGCUGGGCUCUGCGAGGGGCGGGACAGAGCUGUGCAUGCAGAGCCCUGCUGUACGGGCCCGGGAACAGCUUCACAGGGAGCAGCUUGCAGCCAUGGAAGUCACUGAGCAGGAGACUAAAGUCCCCAAGAAAACCGUCAUCAUAGAGGAGACCAUCACCACCGUGGUGAAGAGCCCUCGUGGCCGGCGCCGGUCCCCCAACAAGUCCCCCUCCCGCUCGCCUUCCCGCCGCACUGCCAGCCCGCCCAGGCCAGGCCAGUUGGCCUCCGAGCUGCUGUACUCACCAGGGGCCAGCCAGCCCUGCAGGCCUGAGGUGGAGCCAGGCUGGAGACCUACUGUACCCACACUGUAUGUGACGGAGCCUGAGUCCCACACGCUGGGCCUGCCCCAGGGCACGAGGCCCCAGCCCAAGUGGGUAGAGGUCGAGGAGACCAUUGAAGUCAGGGUGAAGAAGACAGGCUCCAGGGGUGCAUCCCCUGCCAGAGAGGCUCCUGACAGCUCUGCAGGGCUUCUCUUCAUGCUGCCUGGUGGGACCCCCAUAGGAGAUCCCAAUGCAAACAACUCCAACAACAACCUACUGGCCCAGGAGCCGCAGGCGCAGGGCAGGGCACUGGUCAGCACUGGAGAGCCUCUCAUCUUCUGCACGGACACAGGGCCAGAGGAGACCUGUGAGCCGUUCCCUCCCCAGGCGGCUGAAGAGGAAACCCCCGUGGAGGAGGUGGAGGGAGGAGGUGCCCUCCUGACGGAGGAGCCCCUGGGCACCAACAGCCUUUGGGGCCGUGACCCCAAGAUCCUCACACAUGAUGGCCGAGUGCUGACGCUGGCUGACCUGGAGGAUUACGUGCCCCGGGAGGGGGAGACCUUCGGCUGCCAUGGCCCUGUGCCCAGCACUUCUGAUGACCCACCCUGCGAGGUCUCUGUGCUCCAGAGAGAGAUCAGUGAGCCCACGGUGGGGCAGCCUGUCCUGCUCAAUGUGGGGCGUCCCCUGGGCCCUCGAAACCCACCUAGCUUUUUCAGUCGCCGGGAGGCGUCUCCUUUGGGACCUCAGGUCCUCGGCCCCGCAGGAGUCUCCUUCUGUAUGCAGGAAGCCCGGGCUGGGGGCGCUGCGUCCUGGAAGCCAUCCUUCUGCAUCCAGGUCCAGAGGUCUGCAGACAGCGGCCAGAGCAGCUUCAAAACGGAAGUUAACACCCAGACGGUCAGCUUUGGGAUGGUGGGCGAGACCGUCACCCUGCACAUCUGCCCGGAUGGGGACAAGGCCCCUGAUGCUGCUGUCCGUCCCGCAGUUGCCCUGGAGCCAGCAGGCCAGGAGGUCACGGUGUGCACCAAGGCUCCAGGACCCUCCAUGUGGGACCAUGCUGGCCCCAGCCCUGGCCCUGGGGGGCCACCCGAACUCCAGGACGCUGGCCCCCAACUCCCAGGCAUGGAGGUUGCAGAUGCAUCUGUCGAGCCCCAGAAAGUGCCACAGCCUCUCCCCCAGGAGGGCCAGGAGCAGGACUCAGGGGCCCAUGCUGAGGGCCAGCGACGCAUCGUGCCCAUCCGAAUUGUAGGAGACAGCAGACGGCUCAUCCAGUUCCAUGACCACAGGAUGGAGGGCACAGCCCGGCCGGGGGCAGGCACAGUGGAGCUAUGGGACGUCCACAGCCAAGUGUUCAUGGAGACCACCCAUAGGACAUACGUGUGCCAGGCCAGCGACACAGCUGCCAGAAGGCCCCCGUCCAUGCAGGUCACCAUCGAAGAUGUGCAGGCACAGAGGGGAAGCACAGCCCAGUUCCAGGCGGUCAUUGAGGGCAACCCGCAGCCCAUGGUGACCUGGUACCGGGACGAUGCCCAGCUGGUGGAUGGCGCCCGGCUCAGCCAGCAGCAGGAGGGGACCACCUACUCCCUGGUGCUGAGGGAUGUGACCCAGCACGACGCUGGUGUCUACACAUGCCUGGCCCGCAACGCUGGCGGCCAGGUGCUGUGUAAAGCGGAGCUGGUAGUCCACGGGGGAGACAGCGAGCCGGACUCAGCGAAGCAAAGCUAUCGAAGGAAACUGCGCUCUUUCUACGAGGUCAAGGAGGAAAUUGGAAGGGGCGUGUUUGGCUUCGUGAAGAGGGUGCAGCACAAAGGAAACCAGAUGUCCUGCGCAGCCAAGUUCAUCCCCCUGCGGAGCAGGACGUGCACCCACGCGUACCGCGAGCGGGACAUCCUGGCCACGCUGAGCCACCCGCUGGUCACCCGGCUGCUGGACCAGUUUGAGACCCGGAAGACCCUGAUCCUUGUCCUGGAGCUGUGCUCAUCAGAGGACUUGCUGGACCGUCUGUUCAAGAAGAGUGUGGUGACAGAGGCUGAGGUCAAGGUGUAUGUCCAGCAGCUGGUGGAGGGGCUUCAUUACCUGCACAGCCACAGCAUUCUCCACCUGGACAUAAAGCCCCCCAACAUCCUGAUGGUGCAUCCUGCUCUGGAAGACAUUAAAAUCUGCGACUUCGGCUUUGCCCAAAAAAUCACCCCAGGAGAGCCACAGUAUAGCGAGUAUGGCUCCCCGGAGUUUGUGUCCCCGGAGAUCAUCGAGCAGACCCCUGUGAGCGAGGCCUCCGAUGUCUGGGCCAUGGGGGUCAUCUCCUACCUCAGCCUGACCUGCUCGUCACCAUUCGCUGGUGAGAGUGACCGAGCCACGCUCCUGAACGUACUGGAGGGGCGGGUGUCCUGGAGCAGCCCUGCGGCUGCCCACCUCAGUAAGGAUGCCCAGGACUUCAUCACGGCUGCCCUGCAGAGGGCCCCAGAUGCCCGGCCCAGUGCAGCCGAGUGCCUCGCCCACCCCUGGUUCCAGAAGUCCGUGCCUGCAGAGGAGGCCCACUUCAUCAACACCAAGCAACUCAAGUUCCUGCUGGCUCACAGCCGUUGGCAGCGCUCCCUGAUGAGCUACAAGUCCAUCCUGGUGAUGCGCUCCAUCCCCGAGCUGCUCCAGGGCCCGCCCGACAGCCCAUCCCUCGGGGUGGCUCGGCACCUGCGCAGCGACGCCAGCAGCUCGUCGUCCUCGUCCUCCGACAACGAGCGGGCGCCUCUCGCCCGGGCCAAAUCGCUGCCGCCCUCCCCAGUGGCCCACUCCCCGCUGCUGCACCCUCGGGGCUUCCUGCGGCCAUCCGCCAGCCUGCCGGAAGAGACCGCGCCUCCGCCCACGCCGGCCCCCCGCUCGGAGGCGCCCGCCACCCGGGGCUGCGUUCCGCGGCAGAGCGUCCUCCGCAGUCUCUUGUACCAGCAGGCGGGCGAGGGCCCGGAGCGCGGAGGCCCCGCCGCGGGCGGCCGGCGGCACCUGCUCACGGGCGGCUACUUCGCCCGCGCCCUGCCCGGCCUGCGAGAGCCGCUGCUGGAGCACCGCGCGCGGGAGGAGGAGGCCGCGCUGACGGCCAGAGCGCCCUGCUUGGAGGCCGCCCUGCGGCUGCUGGGCUGCAGCGCCCGCGGGGCCCCCGGCCGCGGCCGCUCCCUGGAGCUCGGCCGGCCGCCCCCCGCCAGCUCGGCGCCUGAGGCCGGUGGCGGAGCGCAGUGCCCUGGCCCGGCCCGCUCGGACCUCCAGGCGGACUCAGGGGAGAGCUGGCUGGGAGGGCUCUCCCAUGCCAGGGACACGGAGCGUCCGGAAGGAUCCCGGCAGGAGCCGGGACUAUUUCCGUGCACCGGUGGCGACCCGGGGUCCGCUCGGCAAGAGGGGUCAUCGCAGGACAGCCGCGGGGGGCAGGCCGCGCCUUCCUUUCAUCCUCAGAGGAGUCCUGCUCCCCCGGAAGGCUGCGGCCCCCCUCAGGCUGUUACAACACAACCUUCUGGCUCCUUCCCUGCAAAGCAGUGCACGGGGUCCCUCCUGGCACCCUUGAGCUCCUUUGUCUCUCCGGCCGAAGGAAGCCCCCAGCCAGGCUCUAAGAAGGGACCAAAGGACACCCCUCUCCCUGGGAGGCCGAGUCCCCCCAGCUCCCCAAGGCUGGCCUCCCCAGUGGGCGCGGAGCCUGGCCCCUCCCAGGCUGCGGAGCGGGAAGACGCAUCAGAGUCUGAGCCCAGCCCGCAGCGCCCUCAGGAGCAGGCCACCAGGCGCAAGUUCUCACUGGGGGCGCGCUGUGGGGGCUUCGCAGGAGUGGUGGGCUACGGCACCUUUGCCUUUGGCGGGGACGCAGGGGGCAUGCUGGGGCAGGGUCCCCUGUGGGCCAGGUUGGCUUGGGCCACCUCUCAGUCCUCCGAGGAGCAUGAUGAUGCAGGAGCCCAGAGCCCACCCCCCCAGGCUAGCGCAGAACCCCUUCCCGAGGGCAGUGGGGCACCCCCACGGGCCUCCCCAGAGCUGAGCUCGUGGGAGGACUUUGGUGGGGGCUCCCAGGUGUCCCUGGUGCAGAUCCGAGACCUGUCUGGGGACGCAGAAGCAGCCGACACCGUGUCCCUGGACAUCUCAGAGGUGGAGCCUGCCUACCUCAACUUGUCUGACCUGUAUGACAUCAAGUAUCUCCCGUUCGAGUUCAUGAUUUUCAGGAAGGUCCCCAGGCCUGUGCCACCAGAGCCACCGUCGUCCCCCGAGUCUGAGGCCGAGGGGCCCUGGCCGGGUGCGCCGGGCCCGCCAGCCAGCUUGCAGAUCACCGAGGAGCCAGAGGACAUGGACACUCUGCUAAGGGAGGCUCCCUGCAGCAGGAAGCGCAAGUGGUCGCCCCCCUCCAGCGGCCUCUUCCACUUCCCAGGAAGGCACGCCCUACUGGAGGAGCCCGUGGAGCUGGGACUGCGCCGGAGGGUGAGGGCCUCGGUGGCCCACAUCUCCCGCCUCCUCAGGGGCAGGCCUGGAGGUCUGGAGAAAGAGAGCCCCCCCAGGAAGAAGGCAGGCCUGGCUUCCUUCCGAUUGGGCCUGAAGAGCAGGGACCAAGCGCCAUCAUUUCUAAGGGAGCUCUCAGAUGAAACGGUGGUCCUGGGCCAGUCCGUGACUCUUGCCUGCCAGGUGUUGGCCCAGCCAGCUGCACAGGCCACCUGGACCAAAGACGGGGCUCCCCUGGAGGGCAGCAGCCGCCUCCUCAUCUCCUCCACGCUCAAGAACUUCCAGCUUCUGACCAUCCUGGUGACGACUGCUGAGGACCUGGGGGUGUACACGUGCAGCGUGAGCAACCCUCUGGGGAUGGUGGCCACCACAGCUGUCCUCCGGAAGGCAGAGCGCCCCUGCUCUUCCCCACGCCCCGCCAUUGGGGAGGUGUAUGCUGACGGGGUGCUGCUGGUCUGGAAGCCCGUGGAGUCCUAUGGCCCUGUGACGUACAUUGUGCAAAGCAGCCUGGAAGGUGGUAGCUGGAGCACGCUGGCUUCCGACAUCUUUGACUGCUGCUACCUCACCAGCAAGCUUUCCAGGGGCGGGCUGUACACUUUCCGGACGGCCUGUGUCAGCAAGGCGGGCAUGGGUCCCUACAGCAGCCCCUCAGAGGAGGUCCUCCUGGGAGGGCCCAGCCACCUGGCCUCCGAGGAAGAAAGCCGCACCCCGCGGCCAGCCCAGCCCCUCCCCAGCGCGCAGACCUUCGCCUUCCAGGCGCAGAUUCGAAGGGGCCGCUUCAGCGUGGUGCGGCAGUGCCGGGAGAAGGCUAGCGGACGCGCGUUGGCCGCGAAGAUCGUCCCCUACCGCCCCGAGGACAAGGCUGCCGUGCUGCGCGAAUACGAAGCCCUCAAGAGCCUGCGCCACCCGCACCUGGCCCAGCUACAGGCCGCCUACCUCAGCCCCCGGCACCUGGUCCUCAUCUUGGAGCUGUGCUCGGGACCCGAGCUGCUCCCCUGCCUGGCGGACAGGGCUUCCUACUCGGAGUCGGAGGUGAAGGACUACCUGUGGCAGAUGUUGAGCGCCGCCCAGUACCUGCACACCCAAGGCAUUCUGCAUCUGGACCUCAGGUCCGAGAACAUGAUCGUCACGGAGUACAACUUACUCAAGGUCGUCGACCUGGGCAACGCCCAGAGCCUCGCCCAGGAGAGGGUCCUGCCCUCCGAGAGGUUCAAGGACUACGUGGAGACCAUGGCUCCCGAGCUCCUGGAGGGCCAGGGUGCCGUCCCGCAGACCGACAUCUGGGCCAUAGGCGUGACAGCUUUCAUCAUGCUGAGCGCGGAGUACCCCGUAAGCAGUGAAGGGACACGCGAGCUGCUGAAAAGCCUGCGCAAGGGGCUAGUCCGUUUGAGUCACUGCUACGCGGGGCUGUCCGGCGGCGCCGUGGCUUUUCUUCGGAGCACUUUGUGCGCUCACCCAUGGGGCCGGCCGUGCGCGUCCAGCUGCUUGCAGUGCCCGUGGCUAACGGAGGAGGGCCCUGCUGGCUCCCAGCCCGCGGCCGUGACCUUCCCCACAGCGCGACUGCGCGCCUUCGUGCGCGAGCGAGAGAAGAGGCGGGCGCUGCUGUACAAGAAACAUAACUUGGCCCAGGUGCGCUGAGCACUUGGCCUGGAAGAGAGGAUGUGGGGGGGGGGGCGGGGAGUGGUCGACCUGCUGGGCUUCCCCCCUAUUCUCCCCCUAGGACUUACUGUAUAUGCACACACACGCCAACAAAAAGCAGAAACGGACGAGG
This is a messenger RNA of Odobenus rosmarus divergens (Pacific walrus), 23476 nucleotides long. It is a transcript of the gene OBSCN, whose product is annotated as obscurin, cytoskeletal calmodulin and titin-interacting RhoGEF. The transcript is spliced from 99 exons. The record is from RefSeq and is a predicted model, not a curated record. Lineage: Eukaryota; Metazoa; Chordata; Mammalia; Carnivora; Odobenidae. Gene Ontology annotation, molecular function: protein binding; protein kinase activity; guanyl-nucleotide exchange factor activity. Gene Ontology annotation, biological process: protein phosphorylation.